AUGGCACGUGAACUGAUACUCGUGCCGAAAAUCAAAUAUGAACAUUUACUGAAAAGUAAGGACAUUUCCGAGCAAAGAGAGCAUAAUGUGCAAGUGGGUGGCGAACAAGUAGAAAAGAUAGACAAAACCCCGACAACAUCCGAUCAUACCAUUCAGGGACAAACUGAAAAUCACACGCUAAAUCAACAAGGUGGACGCAAGGCAGUCAAAGAACGCACUUCAUUACAAGGAAGAAACGCUUCAGUAACUCCAUCAUCGAACGAUGCAAGUGAUAAACCAGACGAUACUGUUGUUGAAGAUGAUGAAGAUACACGAGACAAAAAUAGGGUUGUUGAAGAUAAUGUUGAUAUACAAGACAACAAUAGAAUUGUUGAAGGCAGUGUCGAUAUACGAGACGAUAAUGAGACUGCUGAAGAUGAUGAUCGUAAUGAACAGCGGUUGUCCCAGAACAAUGAGACCAACGCUAACAUGGCGAACACGUCUCUACAUCCUGUUGAUGAGGGAUCGGAACUGGUAGAUCACUAUCAACAGUACGAAAACGAAAUCAACAUGACCGGCAUCUGCUACCCAGUCGCAUUAUCUCAGAUUCGUAAAGUAGAACAUCAAAACGAAAUCAUUUCCAUCAACGUGUUUACGUAUGAAGAUGGUUCGAUUCUUCCAUUGAGAAUUACUGAACAACGUCAUCGUCAGCAUCAUAUCAAUUUGCUUUGGUUGAAAUCUGGAGAUAUUUCCCACUACUGCCUUAUUACGAAUCUAAAUCGUUUCUUAUCUCGGACCAAAUCUCAUCGCUCGCAGAUGCAUUUCUGCUCUUAUUGUUUGCACGCAUUUGUCAAAGAAAAUUUAUUGGUCGAACAUCAGCAGUACUGCUCGCCUCAUGGUGCGCAACGAGUAGAACUUCCGGAAGUCGGUCAAAAUGACAUCUUGGAGUUUAAGGAUUACCAAAAGACGUUGAAAGUACCAUUUGUUAUAUACGCCGACUUUGAGACUGUCAACAGGAAACUACAUACAUGCGCUCCAAACCCAAAACAGUCAGCCACUACACCUACAACCAAACUUGAAGUGUGCGGGUUUGGAUAUAAAGUUGUAUGCGAAGACGAACAAUACACGAAACCCUCCGUGAUUUAUAGAGGUGAAGACGCCGGAAAACAAUUAAUAGAACAUUUGCUUCGAGAACAAGAUAGUAUACAAAAUAUUCUAUCCACGGUUGAACCCAUGCAGAUAACGGAGGAACAUGACAAUCUCAUCGAAAAUGCCACCCAUUGUUGCCUCUGUAAACAACGCUUUACGAUGUAUGAUAAGAACUAUAACAGGAUAGUCAGACAUCAUAACCAUCUCACGGGAAAGAUAAUUGGUCCGGCAUGUAAUGCGUGCCAUCUAAGCUGUAAGCAGGCAAAGUUCAUUCCAGUGAUAUUUCAUAACCUGAGAAAUUUUGAUGCUCAUAUUCUAUGCGAACAUUUGGGUGACUUCAAAGACCGCAGGCUACAAUGUAUAGCUUCAAAUGCGGAGCGUUUCGUCAGUUUUUCUUUAGAUGGUUUAAGAUUUAUUGAUAGCUUUCAAUUUCUUCCCGCUUCAUUGGAGGCUUUGGUAGACAAUUUAGCUCAAGAGGAAUUGAGAGGUUUCUCGCAAUUACUAUCUGAAAGCGCAUCGAACGAAGAAGCCCUGCUCCUACUCCGCAAAGGCGUUUAUCCAUACGAGUACAUGGAUUCCUUCGAUAAAUUUGAGGACAGAGAAUUACCAUCGAAAGAACAAUUUUAUUCUACCAUCAAGAAGGAGCACAUUUCGAAUGAAGAUUAUGAACACGCGCAGACCGUUUUUCGGACAUUUGAAAUGUCUUCGAUGGCAGAUUAUCACGAUCUGUACCUGAAAACGGAUGUUUUAUUACUAAGCGACAUUUUCGAGUCCUUUCGAAAUUUAUGUCUUCAGCAGUAUGAAUUAGACCCGUGUCAUUUUUACACUUCACCGGGUCUCUCUUGGUCCGCUUGCAUGAAAAUGACGGGUGUCCGAUUGGAGUUGCUGACAGACAUUGAUAAAAUACUGAUGGUUGAAUCUGGUAUUCGUGGAGGCGUGUCACAGAUCUCUCAUCGUUAUCGAAAAGCAAACAAUCCGUACUUGGAAGAUUAUGAUCAAUCACAACCGAGAACAUUUCUACAAUAUCUAGACGCAAAUAAUCUUUACGGAUGGGCCAUGGUUCAACCCCUACCGAUAAGUGACUUUGCAUUUAUGAAUGAGAUAGAGAUUGAAACUUUCGAUGUUAUGUCGAUUCCAGAAAAUGGAGACAGCGGUUACAUCCUAGAAGUGUCUUUAGAGUAUCCCCGAGAUCUCCAUGAUGAGCAUAACUGCCUUCCCCUAGCUCCCGAGAAGAAAACUAUUUCCGACGAACAACUAUCACCGUAUGCCCGACAACUACUGAGAAAAUUAAAUGGACUGUCUGAAAAUGAGCCCGUUUCUAAUCGAGGCAAGGUGGAGAAACUGUUGACCACUCUGGAGGAUAAAGACCAUUAUGUCUUACAUUAUAGAAACUUACAGCUUUAUCUCAGUUUAGGCAUGAAAUUGAAAGAAGUACACAGAAUACUAAAAUUCAGACAAGAGCCGUCGAUGAAAACGUAUAUCGAUCUUAACACGGAAAUGCGAAAAAGGGCCACUUCAACUUUUCAGAAAAAUUUCUACAAGCUAAUGAACGUCUCUGUAUUUGGCAAAACCAUGGAGAACGUCAGACUUCACAAGAACAUUCAACUGGUUCAUACAGAAAAGAGACUACGAAAGGUCACUGCCAAAGCUACCUAUAAGCACGCCAUCAUCUUCAACGAGAACCAAGUCGCGGUAGAGCUACAUAAGGCAAAGGUUGCCUUAUUUAAACCGAUUUACUCAAGUUUUUGCAUACUUGACCUGAGCAAAUGCCUGAUGUACGACUUUUGGUAUAAUUAUAUCAAACAAAGGUAUGGGAACGCGAAAUUAUGUUUAACCGACACAGACAGCCUUUUAUUCUCGUGCCAAACGGAAGACCUAUAUCAUGACAUGAAGAUGUCGGCGGAGUAUUUCGAUACUUCGGACUAUCCCGAGGAGCAUUUCCUCCAUAGUGAUCGUAAUAAAAAAGCCUUAGGAAAAAUGAAGGACGAGACGAAUGGAAAACCUAUUGCGGAAUUUGUCGGACUUCGGUCUAAGAUGUAUAGUUUCACGUGUGAUGGGGAUUAA
Mya arenaria is the source of this 3192-nucleotide messenger RNA. RefSeq lists its product as uncharacterized. The coding region runs from base 1 to 3192 and encodes 1063 amino acids. The transcript has 5 exons. Gene Ontology annotation, molecular function: nucleic acid binding. The record is from RefSeq and is a predicted model, not a curated record. NCBI's taxonomy places the organism in Eukaryota, Metazoa, Mollusca, Bivalvia, Myida, Myidae.